Molecule: messenger RNA, 2654 nt
Organism: Neurospora crassa OR74A
Lineage: Eukaryota; Fungi; Ascomycota; Sordariomycetes; Sordariales; Sordariaceae
Gene: aln-1
Product: allantoinase
Exons: 1
Coding region: 707-2407 (566 amino acids)
Biological process (GO): purine nucleobase catabolic process
Cellular component (GO): cytoplasm
Molecular function (GO): allantoinase activity
Source: RefSeq, a predicted model, not a curated record
GGAACGGAGCCUCACGAUCCUUGACCCCAUACCCACACAUUCACGAUGCCUCGAUCGGUCCGUCCAGCUCGGGAGGUCAACGCAGUCCCAGUAGGGCGGUGGAGUCUCCUCGCGGCAAACGGCACUUUACAAGGGCUUUCCAUCACCAUGGAUAUUACUAUCGGACCCUUUCUUUAUCUCGAGAACCCGUCCCUUCUCACCUCUUCUUCUUUUUCUUCCCAUCUUUUGUUCUAGGUAAACCUACUAUCUUGUGCCUACUAGAAACUACACAAUACCCCCCCUUUCUUUGUUUGAAAUAUAACACAAACAGCCGAAUCUCUUAUCAGCUUUACUCGAUCUUUUAUUGUUUACCGUAACGGCGUCUUACAUAUCGUAUCCCGCCUCUUAUCAACCAACAACUUACACCGGCACGGCACACCCCCUUCCACACACACACACACACAGCCACAGGAUAAAGUCCGAACACAGAUAAGCUCCCGCAUCCUGGUGAAUAUACGUCUUAUCCCUGGAUCCCGGUGAACAUUUGUGUUGUGAGCUCGCGAGCUUCUACCACAAGCCAAGCAAGAAGAGGAAUACGAGAACACUCUCAUUCUCCCUUUGGCUUUUGCUUCCUCUCCCUCUCCUAGAACUCGCGGCCUUGUCGGUUUUCACAGAGGGAGCGCCCUAGCCAAAUUCAAACCACGCCCACAACAUAUAACGCGCAACAAUGACGGUAUUAGCCUUCCUCCCGGACGCGGCAGCUGAGCCGCUUGUCGUACUCGUCUCCAACAGGGCCGUUCUCACUCAGCCCGACGACUCGCUCCUCCUCACACCCGCUACCAUCGCCAUCUCCUCCACCACCGGCAAGAUCGUCUUCGUAGCCCCAACCGUCCUGUCGAAAGAAGCGUUCCCCGCGUCGAGCACAUAUGUGGACUAUGGCAACAAGCUCAUACUCCCUGGCCUCGUAGACGCCCACGUCCACCUCAACGAGCCCGGCCGUACAGAAUGGGAAGGCUUCGCAACUGGCACGAGGGCCGCUGCCUCGGGCGGCGUCACUACCGUCAUCGACAUGCCAUUGAACGCCAUUCCUCCCACCACCACACUCGAAGGCUUCAAGGUAAAACUUGCUGCUGCUCAGGGUCAAUGCUGGGUCGAUGUUGGCUUCUAUGGCGGUGUCAUUCCCGGCAACGCCGACCAGCUGCUCCCCCUCGUUGAGGCCGGUGUCCGUGGCUUCAAGGGAUUCCUUAUCGAGUCCGGAGUCGACGAGUUCCCCGCCGUCUCCUCAAGCGACAUUGCCCUCGCCAUGACCACUCUCAAGGACACCCCGACGACCCUCAUGUUCCACGCCGAGAUGCUCCCGCCCAUCACUGACUCGGUCGGCGACGGCGUCACCCGUUCCGAGCCGCCCCUGGCCCCCAAGGGCGAGCUCACCAGCUACUCCACCUUCCUCGAGUCGCGCCCGCCCGCCUUCGAGACCUACGCCAUCGAGGAGAUCCUCUCCAUGGCCGGCCUUGCGCCUCAGCUGCACUUGCACAUCGUCCACCUGUCGGCGACCGAGGCGAUCCCGAUCCUGCGCAACGCCCGCGCCCGUGGCGUCAACAUUACCGCCGAGACGUGCUUCCACUACCUCGGCCUGGCCUCGGACAACAUCGAGGACGGCGACACCCGCCACAAGUGCUGCCCGCCCAUCCGCGAGCAGUCCAACCAGGACAAGCUCUGGGCCGAGCUCACCGCCGGCGACGACAGCUGCAUCCGCACCGUUGUGUCCGACCACAGCCCCUGCACCCCCGAGCUCAAGCUGCUGCCCGACCACCUGUCCGUCCAGCCCGAAUUCGACGAGCAGAACGGCGCCUUGCUCCGUCGCCCCAGCCUCCGCUUCACCGACUCUGGCAUCGACGUCACUCUCCCCGAGGACCUGGAGGAGCAGAACACCAAUAAGACCGACUGCUGCGGUAACCACGAGCACGCCGCCGAGCUGUCCUACGUCCAGCAAGACGCCGCUGCCGGACCCCAGGGCCAGGGCGACUUCUUCGCCGCCUGGGGCGGCAUUUCCUCCGUCGGUCUCGGCCUGCCUAUCCUCCACACCACUGCCACCACCCGGGGCGCUCCGUUGUCGAUUGUCGACGUUGUCCGGCUAUGCUGCCAGGCCACGGCCAAGCAGGUUGGCUUGUCACACCGCAAGGGCGGGCUCAAGGUCGGCAUGGACGGCGACGUUUGCGUUUUCGACGAUGAGGAGGAGUGGGUGUUGCGGGCGGGCGAUAUGAAGUGGAAGAACAAGUGCAGUCCGUGGGAGGGACACCAGUUCAAGGGCCGCGUGCGGGAGACGUGGCUGAGGGGUACAAAGGUCUAUCAGCUUGGUGGGGGUAACGGGGGCUUCGUGAGUGGGGUGCCGGUUGGUGAGGCUAUUACGGAGAGGAGGGUGGUUUAAGGGUUUGGGUUAGUUGAGGGACCAGUUGAUGGAUGAAAGACGCGAGGAUGAGGAUAUGAAGAUUUUAGCAUCGCAUUCUGUUAGCAUCUCUUUUUCGGGUCUGGUUUUGUAUCAUGUCUGGCUGCAGCAUAUUACAUAAGGGGUAUCUGGCGGGUCAUGGCUUCCUGGGGGUUUUUAUCCAUAGCGAGUUUCGCGGUUAUACCAUCAAAUUCAACGAGGCGUUUUGUAAAGCGCUUCUUAUCUCAGA